Molecule: messenger RNA, 3455 nt
Organism: Scleropages formosus (Asian bonytongue)
Lineage: Eukaryota; Metazoa; Chordata; Actinopteri; Osteoglossiformes; Osteoglossidae
Product: Krueppel-like factor 5
Exons: 4
Coding region: 170-1441 (423 amino acids)
Biological process (GO): regulation of transcription by RNA polymerase II
Molecular function (GO): RNA polymerase II cis-regulatory region sequence-specific DNA binding; DNA-binding transcription factor activity, RNA polymerase II-specific
Source: RefSeq, a predicted model, not a curated record
UUGGCCCGUCCGAUCCGAUCUGGAGCGGAGUGAAGCGGCGCCCGGUCGGCCCAGUAAUCCAGCGCGUUUCAUUUAACCGACGUUUACUUCCCGUCGCCCGUUGCUGUGCGUCCGGGCUGUAGUCGAUCGGCAGCAGCAGCAGCAGCAGCAGCAGCAGCUCCUCUGAGUCAUGGCCGCAAUGAUGAUGACUCUGAGCGCAGGGCUGGGUCCGGGUCCGGGUCCGGGCUUGGGGCAGGAGGACGCGCUCGGUGCGCUGCUCAGACCCGCACUGCUGCCCGACGACAUCCAGGGGGGCGAGGAGUCCGAUCUGUUCGCCGGCGGGGACACGAAAAGCGCGAUCAGGGAGCGGGACCCGCGCGCCGAUUACAACAUCCAGGCUAAAUUAGAGAUGGAUAAGUACCUGACGCCUCAGCUGUUGAACUUGCCGGAGGCGAAGAAGUCACGGCGGGACAGCGCGUCCGUGGUCGAUCAGUACUUCAGCGAAGAGGGAUCUCCGUACAGCAUCAACAUGAACGUGUUCCUGCCCGAAUUCAACUACCUGCGCACCAGUUUGUGCCGACCGCCCCGGCCGGCCGUGACCCACAUCAAGGCCGAGCCCAUGUCUUUCCAGCAUCCGAGCUGCCCCCACAGUGGCGCCGAGCCCACCCUCCCCGAGUUCACAAGCGUCUUCAGCCAGUCCGGCGGGACUGAUGUCGAUGGCGUUUUUGUCAAACAGGAAGUGUCCUCUGACAUCGCUCACGACAGCUCCUUUUUCCAGCUCCUCAAUUCCGAGAUGGACGUGAUGCUGCCGGGCGACCUGGCCGGCGUGAACCCGCACAGGAGCGUCCCCGUGUCUCCUCACGUUCCCGCCAUCAGUGACGUGCACUUUGUCGGCCAGCAGACCGGAGUCAGGCCCUUUUGCAACGUGCACAGUGGGGGCUACGCCCAGCCCGGCCCCCUUGUCCAGCAGGCGCAGAAAGCGACCUGUCUCCCGCCCUCGCCGCCCGUGUCCGAGCCGGGCAGCCCCAACAGACAGAAAGAGCUCGCGCACAAGUUAUCGCCGCCUCCUUCCUAUGCGGCGACCAUCGCCUCCAAGCUCGGCGUCCACAGUCCUGGUCUUCCGGCGGCUUUGCCUGUGUCCCCUCAGAUGGUGCCGGUCAGGUACAAUCGCCGGACGAACCCGGACCUGGAGAAAAGGAGGAUACACCACUGUGACUUCCCAGGAUGUAAGAAAGUCUACACCAAGUCCUCUCACUUGAAAGCCCACCUAAGGACUCACACAGGGGAGAAGCCAUACAGGUGCACGUGGGAGGGCUGCGACUGGCGCUUCGCCCGCUCUGACGAGCUGACGCGACACUACAGGAAGCACACGGGGGCCAAGCCCUUCCGGUGCGCCGUGUGUAGCCGCAGCUUCUCCCGGUCCGACCACCUGGCUCUCCACAUGAAGAGGCACCAGAGCUAGCCUACUCUUCAUCUUCGUCAUCACCGUAAUCUGUGCUGGGGUGGGGUAAUCAUCUCAGCAGUUUUGUGCCCUGUCCAAUGUUCUGUGUACUUCACAUUAUAGAUUUUUUUUUUUUUUUUGUCCUCGUUGUAAAAAAAAAUCUGGAAACCCACCCAUUCCAAGCACAUAUUUUGGCAUGAUGAGUUAUCAUAUUUAAUUUAUAUUAUCAUGUACUUUGACACCAUGUAGGGACUGCAUUUACUGUGUUUAUCAAGGUAUCGAUCUGUGGUCCAUAGUGGACAGGAUUUCUGGUCCUGAUUUUGACACUGCUUAACUCAUUUUAUUAGUGAAGAAACUUCUCUUUCCUGAAAUGUAACUCACUAUGACAAUGCUGGUUUAAACGAGUUGCAGUAAACUCUGUACAAAGACAUUCUAGACCUGUUUUUCUAGAAUUCUGCUUUCUGUAUUACUAAUGUUGUGUUUUUUUUUUUGUUUUUUUUUUUUUAAUUUAUUUACUUAUUUUUAUAUUUUGAUUUUUAAAGGAAAUGUCAGUUAAAUUUGCAGAGAAAUGCAUGGUCCAGCAAGUCUUUGAAUGUCUAAAAACCUUACAGCGUAAAAUGUAUUCAACAGUUGAGUUUUUCACAGGUCUAUACUGUAUUCUUACCUUUUUUCUUAUUUCAGAUUGUAUAGUUUCAAAGUUUUCUAUAAAAAUGAAUUAGGUCUGGGAAUAUUUUUAGAACAUAGAUUUUUUUUUUUUUUUUUUCCCUUCCUCCCAGGGGUUUGACUAGAAGUGCUUGGUUAUUGUUUGGCCAAUCUUACAGUAUAUGCAUACACUGAUACUUGCACCAUACUUCAGCCCAAAGAGAAACUCUUGAAGUUUACUUGACAGACUCAAGUGCACUUACCUUUUUUGACCAAUAUUGUGUAGCUAUAAAGCCACAAUGGGUUAUGAAUAUAUGGCGACUUAAGCAAUUUCACUCCAAGUUUCCAGGUGUUGCGGUAACUUAUUCAUAUUUUGUUCAGUUUAACUAGGGUACGAAUGUGCACUGUGCCAAAUUGGAAUCAAAUUGUCUCCAUUCUUCCAAUUAAGCUAUUUUUCAUAAAUGCUGUAUACUUGAACUAAUCUUUACUACAUGUAACUGGGAAAGAAAAAAAAAUCACCCAUUUAUUGCACUGGAGUAGUACAGGAUUCAUUUGUUUCAAACUGAGAAAGAGUACUAAUAACCUUAAUGCUGGAACCGUUGCUACUGAACUUCAGUGAUACCAUUUAAAGCAAUGUACCAAAGCAUGUCGAAGCUGAAGCAAAUUUAAAUAAUGGAGGUAUAACUUCUGUAAACAUCUUUGCGCGUGUGUGUGUGUGUGUGUGUGUGUGUGUGUGUGUGUGUGUGUGUGUGUGUGUGUAUUUAUAUGGUAUAUACUGUAUAUUUCUCAAGCUGUUCAUGGAAACACAUGAACUUGGUAUCAACUCGUUGCGAAUACACAUUUCAUCUCAAGUGCCUUUGGAGGUCCUCUGAUCAGCUAUACUAUGGACGCUAGAGCCCAGCUGUGCAGAACUUACCUGCUAACAUGUCGAAUCUGGAUUUUGGAUCACUGCCUGUUAUUAACAUAAACACGUGUAAAGCCUGGUUGUUUCCUGGAAAUGUGUAUUGUUUAGUUUAUUUAUUAUGUAGGAUAGUAAUACAAAGUACAAAGAUUACUGAUUUUGCCAAAAAUUGCUUAAUGUAAAUACCUGACAGUGUAAAUACUUCUUUGCACAAGUAACAAUUGUUUUAUAUAAAUUUUGAAACAAGGGGGCUCACUUGUGGCCUGCCCUUCUGCCACAUUGUGUGAUUUUACUUUUUGUUUAAAUUUUGUAUGGACUUUUCAAAAUUCAAGUGUGAUCUGUAAGAUGUUGAAUGGCUAGAAUACACCACCUUUGAUUUUGGCCUGUGAACAAUAAAGGUUAAAAUACAGCUCAGUUACUAGUUCGUAUACUUUUUUGACCUUCUAAAGCUUGUGCUUUUAUUCCCUCCAAAAACCGCACAUUAACAAUGUC